Molecule: messenger RNA, 1023 nt
Organism: Rana temporaria (common frog)
Lineage: Eukaryota; Metazoa; Chordata; Amphibia; Anura; Ranidae
Gene: TNNT3
Product: troponin T3, fast skeletal type
Exons: 17
Coding region: 95-940 (281 amino acids)
Biological process (GO): muscle contraction; regulation of muscle contraction; sarcomere organization
Cellular component (GO): troponin complex
Molecular function (GO): troponin I binding; tropomyosin binding; troponin C binding
Source: RefSeq, a predicted model, not a curated record
AUAACCAGGCCGGUGGGCGAUUGAAUAGUCUCACAACUGCUCCGACCCCCAGUGCUGCUCUCUGCUCUCGGGCCUCAGCCGACCAAAACCCAACAUGUCUGACACAGAGGAAGUUGAUCAGGUGGAGGAAGAAUACGAAGAAGAGGAGGCACCAGAAGUAGAAGAAACCCAUGAGGAAGAAGAAGAGCCUGAACAAGUUGAGGAGGAGACAAUAGAAGAGGAGCAAGGAUAUGAGGGGGCCGAGGAGGAAGAACACGGUGAAGAAUACGAUGAAGAGAAGCCAAAACCCAAACUCACAGCACCUAAAAUCCCAGAUGGAGAGAAAGUAGACUUUGAUGAUAUCCAGAAGAAAAGACAGAACAAGGACUUGAUUGAGCUGCAGUCAUUGAUUGAUCAGCACUUUGAGGCUCGUAAGAAGGAAGAAGAAGAGAUUAUUGGAUUAAAGGAUAGAAUUGAGAAACGUAGAACUGAGAGAGCGGAUCAGCAGAGGAUCAGAGCAGAGAAGGAGAAGGAACGCCAGAACAGACUUGCUGAGGAGAAGGCAAGAAGAGAGGAACAGGAUGCCAUGAGACGUGCUGAGGAUGACAUGAAGAAGAAGAAGGCUCUGUCUUCCAUGGGAGCCACAUACAGCAGCUACCUGGCCAAGGCUGACCAGAAGAGAGGUAAGAAGCAAACAGCCCGUGAGCAGAAAAAGAAGAUUCUGGCAGAUCGUCGCAAGGCCCUGAAUGUUGACCACAUGAGUGAUGACAAGCUCAGGGACAAGGCCAAGGAGCUGUGGGACUGGCUGUACCAGCUCGAGUCCGAGAAGUUUGAGUAUGGAGAGAAGCUCAAGAAACAGAAAUACGAGAUUACAACCCUGCACAGGAGAGUAGAGGAACUCUCUAAGUUCAGCAAGAAAGCAGCUGGAGGCAAAGGAAAAGUUGGGGGCCGCUGGAAGUAAACUCCCAAAAAAAGACCCCGGCCGUGUCAGAGAGCAGCCCUCCUUCACCCACCUUUUACCAUCCCCGAACCUGCAGGAAGCUG